AAGCUGCAAUGCUAUAUGCAACGCGCGGUAUCCCAUAAAACUCUCACAGGACCUCCUUCGCUCGUUGCAGAGUAGAUCAUGGCCUACAGGUCUAUGAAGAACAUCCUCCAGAGCCCUGCUCUUGUCCAGUAUAUACUGGAAGAGAAUUCGUAUCCGAGAGAGCACGAACAGUUGAAGGAACUCAGAGAAGCCACGUUAGAAACGUUAAAGCCAUGGAGCGUGAUGAGCGUACCGGCGGAUCAAGGAUUGUUUCUAUCGAUGCUUCUGAAACUGAUGAACGCGAAGAAAACGAUAGAGAUCGGCGUAUUCACUGGCUAUUCGCUCCUUGCCACUGCGCUAGCACUGCCCGCUGAUGGUCAGAUUACGGCCAUUGAUGUGAACAAAGAAUCAUUCGAGGUUGGCUUGCCAUUUAUGAAAAAGGCGGGAGUUGAUCAUAAGAUCAAUUUUGUAGAAGCACAGGCGUCGGUCUUUCUCAACGACCUCAUCAAUGAUGGAAAAGGAGGAGAAUUUGAUUUUGCAUUUGUGGAUGCUAACAAAGAAGGAUACAUUAUAUAUCACGAAUUUCUCUUGAAACUGGUGAAGGUAGGUGGAGUGAUUGCAUACGACAAUACCCUAUGGUUUGGAUCAGUGGCACAAAACGAAGACGAUGUUGAUGAGAUUUUAAAGGUUAAUAGAAUUCAUUUGCGAGAACUCAAUGCUUUUCUUGUUAAUGACUCGCGCAUUGAGAUAGCUCUCCUCUCUAUUGGAGAUGGUCUCACUCUCUGCAGGCGUAUUCAGUAAGAAUAAUGGAAAGCAUGGCGGAUGAUAACGUCUCUUGCAGAGCUAUGAAAAUUAUAUAUAUUUUAGCUUUUGCUUGUUUUUCUUGUCUAUCAUAAACCUUUGAAAUAAGAGUGUGUGUUUCAUUUUGAAGAACUUAUUUAGUUUUGUAAACCGUUAUGUCUCUUUUAAAUGUGAGAAUUAUGUUAUAUUAGCCUUUUAA
Messenger RNA from Cucurbita moschata (crookneck pumpkin), 979 nucleotides. Its product is annotated as flavonoid 3',5'-methyltransferase-like. The transcript is spliced from 6 exons. The record is from RefSeq and is a predicted model, not a curated record. Gene Ontology annotation, molecular function: S-adenosylmethionine-dependent methyltransferase activity; O-methyltransferase activity. Bases 79 to 780 code for a protein of 233 amino acids. Lineage: Eukaryota; Viridiplantae; Streptophyta; Magnoliopsida; Cucurbitales; Cucurbitaceae.